AUGAGUGAAUCAGCUACUGAUAAAUCUAAAUUAUCUAAAUAUGAACAGCAUUAUUUUUCAUCGUAUGAUCAUUUUGGUAUCCAUGAAGAAAUGUUAAAAGAUACUUCAAGAACAUUAAGUUAUCGUAAUGCAAUGUAUCGUAAUAAAGAAUUAUUUAAAGAUAAAAUUGUAUUAGAUGUUGGAUGUGGUACUGGUAUUUUAUCAAUGUUUGCCGUAAAAGCAGGAGCAAAACAUGUUUAUUCAGUAGAUAUGAGUUCAAUUAUAAACAAAGCGAAGGAAAUAAUUGAAUUAAAUGGAUUUUCAGAUAAAAUUACAUUAUUACAAGGUAAAAUUGAAGAUAUUGAAUUACCUGUAGAUAAAGUUGACAUAAUUAUCUCCGAAUGGAUGGGAUAUUUUUUAUUAUAUGAAUCAAUGUUAGAUACUGUUUUAUAUGCAAGAGAUAAAUAUUUAGUUCCUAAUGGUUUAAUUUUCCCUGAUAAAUGUCAAAUGUAUAUAGCUGGUAUCGAAGAUGGACAAUAUAAAGAUGAAAAAAUUUAUUAUUGGGAAGAUGUUUAUGGAUUUGAUUAUUCACCAUUUAUUAAAGUUGCAAUGGAAGAACCAUUAGUAGAUACUGUAAAUAAUCAAUCAUUAAUCACUAAUGGUUGUAAAUUUUUUGAAUUUGAUAUAAAUACUGUUAAAAAAGAGGAGUUGUCAUUUGAUAAACCAUUUGAAUUAACUGCUAUUGAUAGUGAUUUGUGUCAUGCUUAUGUCGUUUAUUGGGAUGCUAUAUUUCCUGGUAAUGAAAAAGUUGUAUUACCAACUGGUCCAAUGAAUCAAUAUACACAUUGGAAACAAACUGUAUUUUAUAUGAAUCAGGUUCUUGAUUUGAAGAAAGGAGAUAUUAUAAAAGGUAGAAUUAGUGGUAAACCAAGUGAAAUUAAUCCAAGAGAAAUUGAUAUUGAAAUUAAAUGGGAAACAGAUGACACAAUUGGUAGUUACAAUUAUUUCUUAAGAUGA
Molecule: messenger RNA, 996 nt
Organism: Insectozyma verbasci
Lineage: Eukaryota; Fungi; Ascomycota; Pichiomycetes; Serinales; Debaryomycetaceae
Source: the annotation of a GenBank genome assembly